GGUGGCAAACGGCGGAUAAUUGAGGAAAUAAAAUGACAAACCAACAGGAUUUGAUGAUAUCAUUGAAUGGAGAUUGUUUAGAUCACAUUUUCAAAAUGUUACCCAUAGGCGAUCGCAUUAAUAUGAUUAUUUCAUAUCAAAAUUUUUAUGAUAUUUUUAGAAAACGUUUAAGAAUCGAUUAUAAAUCUAAUUUAAAUACAAGAUUUUUUAAUACUUUACACACCUUUCAACUGCAAGUAUUGCUUUCGAUUAUUGGUGCGUAUAUAAAACAUUUGAAAAUAGAAUUUCCCUUCGAAGAACAAAGUUAUUUAAGGGAAUUUAUAUAUUUUAAAUUUUUAUUUACCUAUUGCAUUAAUGUUGAGUCUUUGAAAUAUUUUGGUUGGUGUGUAAACGAUGAGUCUAUUAGAUAUUUAAAUUCUUUGAGAAAUUUAAAGUCUUUAGCGAUAAUCAAUAAUCCCGAGAUAACUGGUAAUUAUAUUUACGAACUCAAAGGUCUGCAAGAAUUGUCCCUCAAUAAUUGCACCCACAUAGAGUCACGGUACUUUGAGAAAAUUUUCCAAAAUCUUCAAAGUUUACAGUUACUCGAUAUUAGAAAUUGCAAUAACUUAUCUAGUCAAAAUUUUCAAACAAUUUUUGAAAAUCUCAAACACUUACAGACUCUCAAAUUGUCUACUACCAAAGAGCAUAUCAAUUGUCUAGCACAAUUACCUCGGUUAAAGCAGUUGGAAAUAUGGAGAGAUAAUAUAAUUAGUCCUCCUAUAACCAAGGAAUUUCUUGGCAAUUUAGCUAAAUAUCAAGCUAAACAAUUGGACGCACUAAAACUGGUAGAUUGUUCAUCAUUUGAUGCGGAUAAAGCCUCGUUAGUAGCUCAGUUGGAGAAGUUAAAAGUCUUACAUUGCAUGUGUAAUCCCUGUGAUGAGGCAAUCAUGGAAAAAUUUUCACAUUUAAGUCAACUGAAAGAGCUUAAUAUCAAUAAUUCUUAUUUUAUCUCUAAUCGUUCAGUUUUACAACUUUUGUCAAACUGUCAACGUUUAAAACGUUUUAGUUUAAGAUCUUGUGGCUUAAUAACCGCCGAACUUAUACCUAAUCUUCUCUACUUGUUAAAGCAGCAGCGUCAACUUCCCACCGAUCGCGUGCAUAUAGAUCUCAAUCCUUAUAAGUUUUCGGGCAAAAUUUCGGAAAUCGAUUUAGAAGAUUCUUCGGAUGUUCUUAAAUUUUCUUAUAAAUAUCUGACUUAUGAUUAUGAGUGUUUAACACAAAUGAUAAAAAUCAUAAAAUAA
This is a messenger RNA of Lucilia sericata (common green bottle fly), 1280 nucleotides long. RefSeq lists its product as uncharacterized. Gene Ontology annotation, biological process: SCF-dependent proteasomal ubiquitin-dependent protein catabolic process. NCBI's taxonomy places the organism in Eukaryota, Metazoa, Arthropoda, Insecta, Diptera, Calliphoridae. Gene Ontology annotation, cellular component: SCF ubiquitin ligase complex. Bases 33 to 1280 code for a protein of 415 amino acids. The transcript is spliced from 4 exons. The record is from RefSeq and is a predicted model, not a curated record.